UAACACACGCGUGACGUCAUUCUGCUAUUAUCGUGGCGAUAAGCGCGCCCAACAAGAAAAACAUUUUUCCGGAAUCAUUCUUUAAAUAAAUUUCUUUCAAUGAUGCAGCCAGUAGAAUAGCUAGAAGGGUCACGCUGAUAACGCUAACAUAGCUUCGAGUUUAUCGGUGAUUUUGUAAUAUUUUCUGACAUUUCUGAGCAUUUGACCCGCGCAAUAUACAGGCACGUAUAUACAGGCGGUAUAGUAGUAGAAAGGACUCGGUUCAAGACGCAUCAAAAUACACAAGCGAGAUUCUGCAAGAACUACAUUAUUCCAGUUAGCGCAAUCAUUGAAUUGGUUUCAACUAGUAUUUAAGAGCAAGGUUCUUUCAACGCUGACUUUUACGCUGCUAUUAAAUCGAUAUCGACAAAGGUGUGAUGUGGAUAUUAGGACUGACCAAAUCAUGUCAUCUGUUGACCACUGCGACUUGUGCUGAUAUCCCUAACAUCAGAUACAUAAGUAAUCUUAAGGGCAAAGUAAUAGCCAUAAGACGAGAGGACCAGUCAGUAUGGGAGAGAAGAGCGCCGUUAGCCCCGGCGAAUGUUCGCCGCCUUAUCAGGUCGGGCGUGAAGGUGAUCGUGCAGCCCAGCAACCGACGGGCGUAUCCUGCCCAGGCGUAUCAAGCAGCGGGCGCUCUACUACAGGAGGACAUCAGCUCGGCUUCUAUCAUCUUCGGUGUCAAGCAAGUCCCUGUGGAUCAACUGAUACCCAACAAAACAUACUGCUUCUUCUCGCACACCAUCAAGGCGCAGGAGAGUAACAUGCCCCUCCUGGACGCAAUCCUGGAAAAGAACAUACGUUUCCUGGAUUACGAGAAGCUUACCGAUGAUAAUGGCCAUCGUGUAGUCGCCUUCGGCAAAUACGCCGGGGUUGCUGGUAUGGUGAAUAUACUACACGGCUUGGGCCUGAGGUUGCUAGCCUUGGGUCAUCAUACCCCGUUUAUGCAUAUUGGACUGGCACACAACUAUCGGGAUUCGGCAAUGGCUCGCCAAGCGAUCCGCGGUGCGGGAUACGAGAUCGCGCUAGGCGCCAUGCCGAAGUCAAUUGGCCCAUUGACCUUCGUUUUCACUGGCAGCGGUAACGUAAGCCAAGGCGGUCAAGAGGUCUUCCAAGAGCUGCCUCAUGAGUACGUGCCGCCCGAAAUGCUACGGAAAGUCGCCGAGCACGGAGAUACGACAAAAAUAUACGGCUGCGAGGUACGACGUAGGCAUCACUUGGAGAGGAAGGAGGGCGGCGGUUUCGAUUCUGAAGAAUAUGACCAACAUCCGGAAUUAUACAUUUCCACCUUUAGCAAAAAAAUAGCACCAUAUGCAUCGGUCAUUAUUAACGGUAUAUACUGGGCCGUGGACUCGCCAAAAUUAUUAACAAUACCAGACGCAAAAUAUCUGCUCAGACCGGCUAAUACACCGUGGCUGCCGAUAAGCGUCGGUGCACCUGCCUUGCCGCACAGAAUGCUCGCUAUCUGCGACAUAUCCGCGGAUCCCGGUGGUAGCAUCGAAUUCAUGAAUGAGUGCACGACGAUUGAUACGCCAUUCUGCCUGUAUGAUGCCGAUCGUAACAAGGAUAUGAAGUCCUUCAAGGGUCCCGGCGUGCUAGUCUGCUCGAUUGACAAUAUGCCCACGCAACUGCCGAAAGAAUCGACAGAUUUUUUCGGUAAUCUUUUGUAUCCGUAUGCUCUGGACAUCAUACAAUCGGAUGCGAAAAAGCCACUGGAGGAACACAAUUUCAGUCCUGCUGUGCAUGGAGCUAUCAUUGCGUCCAACGGGAAACUGACGCCCACUUUCGAAUAUAUCCAAGAACUCAGGCAGCUAAAUCAUCGCAGCAAGCAUAAAGCCGAUUACAGAGAACUGCAGACAAAAACGGUAGUCGUUCUCGGCGCGGGAUACGUCUCUGCGCCUUUGGUUGAGUAUCUACACAGGGAUACAAAUAUAAGGCUUGUGGUGGCGUCGCAAUUGAAGGACGAGGUUGACGUACUAGCCAACCGAUUUUCAGGUGUAGAGCCAGUCUUCCUGAAUGUAGUGGAUCGACCAGAUACCUUGCAUGAUGUCAUGAAAUCGGCGAGCGUGGUCGUUUCCCUGUUACCGUACUCAUUGCAUCAUGUCAUCGCUAAAGCUUGCAUCGAGACCAAGACUCAUUUGGUGACAGCCAGCUACAUGAACAACGACGUCAAAGCGCUGCACGAAGAAGCCCAGCAAGCUGGCGUCACUGUGUUGAAUGAAAUCGGAUUAGACCCAGGAAUCGAUCAUCUUUUGGCGAUCGAGUGUUUCGACGACGUGAGACAAGCGGGCGGUAAGAUAGAAUCCUUCGUCUCAUGGUGCGGUGGUCUGCCCGCACCCGAGUGUUCUUCCAAUCCUUUGAGAUAUAAAUUCAGCUGGUCUCCACGAGGUGCAUUGUUGAAUACCUUAGCGCCAGCAAAAUAUCUUCACGCAGGGCAGGAAGUGGAGAUCGCCGGGGGCGGCGAUCUGAUGUCUGCUGUGCAAGAGCUAGACUUUCUCCCUGGCUUCGCCCUAGAAGGCUUCCCCAAUCGCGAUAGCAUCGUAUACAGGGAUUACUACGGUUUGCAGAAUGCUAAUACUGUGCUACGAGGUACGCUUAGAUUCAAGGGCUUCUCAAACACCAUACUGGGUCUACAAUUACUUGGCCUGAUCGAUCCCAAUCCAGAUCCGAUCUUACAUCCAAAUGGACCAGAUAUCACCUGGCGAGUAUUAGUGUGCAACCUACUUGGCCUGGCGAGUGACAAUAUCUUCUAUGGGAACCUGAAACAGAAGUUAGCGGAAAGAGUAAAUUCGUGGGAACGCGUCAAGGCCAUCGAGGAUCUCGGUCUUCUGCAAGAGGACUUGGUUUUGAAACUAAACACUCCUCUCGACACGCUUACGCAUUACUUAUCGAAGAAACUCUAUUAUGAAAAGAAUGAACGCGAUCUAGUGAUACUGAGACACGAUAUAGGUAUACUUUGGCCGGACAGUAGAAGGGAAUCUAGAGGAAUCAACUUAGUCCUCUAUGGAGACACUGCCGGACACUCUGCAAUGGCGCGUACCGUCGGGUAUCCCACGGCUAUCGCUGUCAAAAUGAUCCUAGAUGGUGAAAUUCAGCAGCGUGGAAUGGUGCUGCCUUUUACACCUGACAUAUAUCGACCUAUUCUUAAUCGGCUGAGAGCUGAAGGCGUAGAAUCCUUUGAGACGUCCAAAUGGCUGUGAUUCAUUCACCACAAAUCAUUAUAAUCUUCUAAUGAUCUAUGUAUAUAAUACUCCUCUGAUCCAUCAAACACAUAAUAAGAGUCUAAAAGUUUAUAUUUUUUUUUAUAUUGCGACAAAAAUAUGUAAGCUAUCAUAUAGACAUAAUUUAAAAAUAAUAUUUUAAUAGUUCGAAAUAUUAAGCAAAA
Molecule: messenger RNA, 3421 nt
Organism: Cataglyphis hispanica
Lineage: Eukaryota; Metazoa; Arthropoda; Insecta; Hymenoptera; Formicidae
Gene: LKRSDH
Product: alpha-aminoadipic semialdehyde synthase, mitochondrial
Exons: 10
Coding region: 417-3236 (939 amino acids)
Cellular component (GO): cytoplasm
Molecular function (GO): saccharopine dehydrogenase activity
Source: RefSeq, a predicted model, not a curated record